AUGAGUUCGACAACGAAAAAAUUUCGUGAAUUUAUGGCUGAACCACUUGGAGAUAAAGGUAUUCGGGAUGUUCCUGGUAUAGGUGACGUUCUCGGUGCUAAAUUAUCUGAAGCUGGUUAUGAAAAAGCUUAUACAUUAUUUGGUAAAUAUUUAUUAUUAAAUAAAGAUCUCGAACAAUUUCAAGAUUGGAUACAAACACAAUGUGGUGCAAAUAGUCAUCAAGCUAAAACAGCAGCACAAGCAUUAUCUGAAUGGGCUGAAGCUUUUAUAUAA
Adineta steineri is the source of this 273-nucleotide messenger RNA. NCBI's taxonomy places the organism in Eukaryota, Metazoa, Rotifera, Eurotatoria, Adinetida, Adinetidae. The record is from the annotation of a GenBank genome assembly.